Messenger RNA from Drosophila virilis, 2743 nucleotides. RefSeq names its product ezrin/radixin/moesin family protein merlin (gene Mer). The record is from RefSeq and is a predicted model, not a curated record. Gene Ontology annotation, cellular component: plasma membrane; apical part of cell; filopodium. Gene Ontology annotation, biological process: regulation of hippo signaling; positive regulation of early endosome to late endosome transport; regulation of cell shape. NCBI's taxonomy places the organism in Eukaryota, Metazoa, Arthropoda, Insecta, Diptera, Drosophilidae. Gene Ontology annotation, molecular function: integrin binding; actin binding.
ACAACGUAAAAUGUUGUAAUAUAUUGUUAAAUAUUAGUUAUUAAAAUUUAUAUUUAAUAUUAAGUGCCUUCAAAGUGCCAGUGCAGUAUUUACAAAAGUUAUACAAAGAUAAAUGCAAUAUGCCCGAAUGCGAACGCGAACGUUGUGGAAAAUGUUUGACAAGUGCAACAAGUAAACACAAGAGCCUCACAUAAUAGCCAAAUAUUUAAUACAUAUACAUACAUAUAUAUAUAUUUAUAUAUAUAUUAUAUAUACCAUAUGUAUAUGCACAUAGUUAUAGUCGAACAAUACAUCACAAUCGUUAUUGAUAGACAUCGGAAUUGCAUCCGCAAUCGGCAUAGAUGAUGAGCCCAUUCGGUUCGAAGAAGAACCGUUCGUUGCCGGUGCGCGUGAGCACGUUCGAUUCGGAGUUGGAGUUCGAAUUGGAGACCCGGUCGACGGGCCAGGAGCUGUUCGAUCUGGUUUGCCGGACAAUUGGGUUGCGCGAAUCGUGGUAUUUUGGUUUGCAGUAUGUGGACACACGCAACAAUGUCUCUUGGCUCAAAAUGGACAAAAAGGUCAAAGAUCAGCGGGUCGAGCUGCAUGCAAACAAUAGCAUUUAUGUGUUCAGUUUCUAUGCGAAAUUCUUUCCGGAGAACGUCAGCGAGGAGCUGAUACAGGAAAUUACGCAGCAUUUGUUCUUUUUGCAAGUGAAACAGAGCAUUCUCUCCAUGGACAUCUACUGCCGACCGGAGGCAUCGGUACUGCUCGCCUCGUAUGCGGUCCACGUCCAGUACGGACCGUACGAUUAUGAGACCUACAAGGACGGCAUGCUGGCUGGCGGCGAAUUGCUGCCCAAGGGCGUUACCGAUCAAUAUCAAAUGACGCCCGAGAUGUGGGAGGAGCGCAUCAAGACCUGGUACAUGGAUCAUGAGCCCAUGACGCGUGAUGAGGUCGAAAUGGAGUAUCUCAAAAUAGCACAAGAUCUGGACAUGUACGGUGUCAACUAUUUUCCUAUUACGAAUAAGAACAAAACCAAAUUGUGGCUGGGCGUUACAGCCGUGGGUCUCAACAUCUAUGACGAGCGCGACAAGCUAACCCCAAAGACAACGUUCCAAUGGAACGAGAUACGACACGUUAGUUUCGAUGACAAGAAAUUCACGAUACGCUUAGUGGACGCCAAAGUGUCGAACUUUAUAUUUUACUCGCAGGACUUGCACAUCAAUAAAAUGAUCCUUGAUCUAUGCAAGGGCAAUCAUGAUCUGUACAUGAGACGCCGCAAGCCGGACACCAUGGAGAUACAGCAAAUGAAGGCGCAGGCCAAGGAGGAGAAACAGCGCCGACAAAUCGAGCGCAAGAAGUUCAUCAGAGAGAAGCAGCUGCGCGAGAAGGCCGAGCAUGAGCGUUACGAGCUGGAGAAGCGUCUGGAGCAUCUGCAGGACGAGAUGCGCAUGGCUAGCGAUGCGCUGCGCCGCUCCGAGGAGACCAAGGAGCUGUACUUUGAAAAGAGUCGCGUCAACGAGGAGCAAAUGCAGCUUACGGAAUGCAAGGCGAAUCACUUCAAAACAGAAAUGGAUCGUCUGCGCGAGCGCCAAAUGAAAGUGGAGCGCGAGAAGCACGAUCUGGAGAAGAAGAUACGCGAUGCCGAUUUCUAUAUGCUGCAGCUGACCGUCGAGAACGAUAAGCGCGAGGCCGAAACGGAGAAGCUCAAGAAGGAGCUGAUCUGUGCCAAAAUGGCGGAACGCGAGGCUACCGCCCGUCUGCUGAACUUUCUCAACAGUGGCCGCAAAUCCUCGACGGACAGCCUGCUAACCGCAUCGACCGUAUCCCAGGCGAACGUCAACAAUGCCUCCAGCAUAGCGGCGAUUAGCACACCUUCGCUGACGACGAGCAGCUCCACAAAUGAUAUGGAAACAGCUGGCGGCGCCGAGCUAACCACAACCGCAUCCCAUUACAUUGUGAUGGGCGAUAAUUCGAGCGGCAUUUCGGAUGAUUUUGAGCCCAAGGAAUUCAUACUCACCGACAACGAAAUGGAGCAGAUCACCAACGAAAUGGAGCGCAGCCAUCUCGAGUAUCUGCGCAAGUCCAAGAAGCAGGUUCAGAACCAGCUGCAAACGUUGCGCAGCGAGAUAGCACCACACAAGAUUGAACAGAACCAGAGCAACCUGGACAUACUCAGCGAGGCGCAGAUCAAGGCCGGCGAGAAUAAAUAUUCAACGCUGAAAAAGCUUAAAUCCGGUUCAACCAAGGCGCGCGUCGCCUUCUUCGAGGAACUCUAACGAACUCCAAACAAGACUUAGCCCAAAAUAAUGCGCAUUGUUGUAAUUUUGGUCAUACUUAAAAGCAAUUCAAUGUAAGCGGUGUACGUUUUUUGUUUCAGUGUAUCUGUGCAUGCCGUCACGAUUCGAUUCACUGUAUCUAUAUACUUUAUACCCUGUAAAUUUUGAUAAACCACAUGUCUGUGUCAAUUCAACGCGCUGUAACUAUUUGUCUCGGUGUAUCUAUGUAGAAGAUGUAAAUUCAGUCAACUGUAUUUAUCUCAGUGUAUCUAUGUACACCAUGUCAAUUCAAUUCACUGUAUGUACUUGUCUCAGUGUAUCUAUGUAUACCAUGUAAAUUUGAAUUAUUAUAUUUGCCAAUUCAAUUUAAUGCAUGUGGUCAUGUAUUUCUCUCUGUGUAUACCAUGUCAAUAGCUAUAAGUCCCUAACGCUGGCAUCACACUUAGUUUUGUUGCCGAAUUCAAUAAAAAAAAAAACGUUUUAAA